AUGUUUAGUACAAAAGACCGAGCAAAUACUGCAAAAUUUGACUUAACAUUGAUUUCAUUGGUUCAAACUAAAGGCAUUAUUAACCACCUUAAAUGCAAAUUAAUCAUUGUAAAUUAUAUUUUAGCAUGGUCUGCCUCAACUAGUAAUGUAUUUUUCUGCAUUUCCUUGGAUAUAUUUAGAAUCACUUUUUCCUAUGGUGUCCAGACACGAGAGGUAUGUACUGAUUUGUGCAUAUAUUUGACAAAGUUCCCUAAUGUGAUUUCCCUGACUAUUGCCUUUAUAUUUCACUUGAAUUCAAAAUUCCGAGGUUGCGAUAUAUAUGAAUUGCAUUUUCAAAAGGAGAUUUGUAAGAAUUAA
Molecule: messenger RNA, 357 nt
Organism: Pipistrellus nathusii (Nathusius's pipistrelle)
Lineage: Eukaryota; Metazoa; Chordata; Mammalia; Chiroptera; Vespertilionidae
Source: the annotation of a GenBank genome assembly